CUUCUCUGUGCAGUUUGUCAGAAUUUGUGCACGUUGCUGUUUUUUCAGUCAGUGUGAAUUUACUAUUUAUUUUUUGCAACAAUAAUACAAGUUGAAAGAAUUGUGCUAAAAAAAUGGUGGCAGGCAAAAGCGGCUCCCCUGACAAAAUAACAAGGGAAGAUGUGUGUCGUAUUCCAGAGACCAUAUCAUUUCCCGGCGAAGAAGAACAUGUGCUAAACGAAUGGAAGGAAAACAAAAUUUUCGAAAAAUGUAUGCAGCUUUCAAAGGGUAAACCAAAGUAUACUUUCUAUGAUGGUCCUCCCUUUGCCACUGGUUUGCCGCAUUAUGGUCAUAUUUUGGCUGGUACCAUUAAAGAUAUUGUAACACGCUACGCCUAUCAACAAGGCUAUCACGUGGAUCGUCGUUUUGGUUGGGAUUGUCACGGUCUGCCCGUUGAAUUUGAAAUCGACAAAGUUUUGAACAUACGCGGACCUGAAGAUGUCGCUAAAAUGGGUAUUGCUGCAUAUAAUGCUGAGUGCCGUAAGAUUGUUAUGCGUUAUGCUAACGAGUGGGAGGAUAUUGUAACACGCAUGGGCAGAUGGAUUGAUUUUAAAAACGAUUACAAGACAUUAUAUCCCUGGUAUAUGGAGUCUAUUUGGUGGGUUUUCAAACAACUUUUCGAUAAGGGUUUAGUGUAUCAGGGUGUUAAGGUUAUGCCUUACUCUACCGCCUGUACUACGGCUUUGUCUAAUUUUGAAUCUGGUCAAAAUUAUAAAGAAGUUGUUGAUCCCUGUGUGGUGGUGGCCUUAGAAGCUGUUGGUAAUGAUAAUACCUAUUUCUUGGUAUGGACUACUACACCCUGGACAUUGCCCUCAAAUUUUGCCUGUUGUGUUAAUGCAAAUAUGAUUUAUGUCAAGGUUAAUGAUGUUAAAACUGGUCGCUUUUAUAUACUCGCUGAAUGCCGUUUAAGUUACGUGUACAAAAACGAAAGUGAAUAUCAAAUUGUUGAAAAGUUUGCUGGUAAAACUUUGGGUGGUGCUCAUUAUAAACCGGUAUUCCCCUAUUUUGAACAGCGCGGUCAAGAAGUUAGAGCAUUCCGUGUCUUAGUGGACGAUUAUGUUACCGAAGAUUCUGGUACUGGUAUUGUACACAAUGCCCCCUACUUUGGUGAAGACGAUUACCGUGUAUGUUUGCAAGCUGGCUUGAUAACAAAAUCCAGUGCAGUUAUUUGCCCUCUAGAUGAUGCUGGUCGUUUUACGGAUGAGGUUACCGAUUUUAAGGGCCUAUAUGUGAAGGAAGCUGAUAAGCAAAUUAUUGCUUAUUUGAAAAAUAAGGGUAACUUAGUGUCAGCUGGUCAAGUUAAGCAUAGUUAUCCCUUCUGUUGGCGUUCAGAUACUCCCUUGAUUUAUAAGGCUGUACCCUCUUGGUUUGUUAGAGUAGAACACAUGUCGAAAAAUCUUUUGGCUUGCAGUUCUCAAACUUACUGGGUACCUGAUUUUGUUAAAGAAAAACGUUUUGGUAAUUGGUUGAAGGAUGCACGUGAUUGGGCCAUUAGUCGCAACCGUUACUGGGGUACCCCCAUACCCAUUUGGAGAUCACCCAGUGGCGAUGAAAUUGUAUGUGUGGGUAGCAUUAAGGAGUUGGAACAAUUAUCCGGCAAACGUAUUACCGAUUUGCAUCGUGAAACUGUGGACGAAAUUGAAAUUCCCUCAGCCAUACCCGGCAAUCCUCCAUUGCGUCGUAUAGCUCCAGUAUUCGAUUGUUGGUUCGAAUCAGGCAGUAUGCCUUUCGCCCAACAACAUUUCCCCUUCGAAAACGAAAAAGAUUUUAUGUCCAAUUUCCCAGCCGAUUUCAUUGCUGAGGGUAUUGAUCAGACUCGCGGUUGGUUCUACACCUUGCUGGUCAUCUCUACCGCUCUCUUCAAUAAGGCUCCAUUUAAGAAUCUUAUUGCCAACGGUUUGGUCUUGGCCUCCGAUGGCCAAAAGAUGUCGAAACGUAAGAAGAAUUAUCCCGAUCCCAUGGAAGUUGUUAAGAAAUACGGUGCCGAUGCUUUGCGUUUGUAUUUGAUUAAUUCUCCUGUUGUACGUGCUGAAAAUUUGCGCUUCAAAGAAGAAGGUGUUCGCGAUAUUAUCAAGGAUGUUUUCUUGCCCUGGUAUAAUGCCUAUCGUUUCCUACUGCAAAAUAUUGUACGUUAUGAAAAGGAAGAUUUACAAAAUAAGGGUAUCUAUACCUAUGACAAGGAACGUCAUUUGAAAAACAUAGAAACUGCUUCAGUUAUUGAUAUUUGGAUUCUUUCGUUCAAAGAAUCUUUGUUGGAAUUCUUUGCUACCGAAAUGAAGGGUUAUCGUUUGUACACUGUAGUGCCCAGAUUAACAAAAUUCAUUGAUCAACUUACCAACUGGUAUGUUCGCUUAAACCGUCGUCGCAUCAAGGGUGAAUUGGGCAAAGAGGAGUGCAUACAAUCAUUGGAUACUUUGUACGAUGUCCUCUAUACCAUGUCUAAAAUGAUGGCUCCCUUUACACCUUUCUUGGCUGAAUACAUUUUCAAACGUUUGGUAUUGUUCCAACCUAAGAAUGUCACUGAAAAUGCCGAAUCUGUACAUUAUCAAAUGAUGCCUACCUCAAAUCGUAAUUUCAUUAGAAAUGACAUUGAAAAAUCCGUUGGUCUUAUGCAAGCUGUUGUUGAAUUGGGUCGUGUUAUGCGUGAUCGUCGUACAUUGCCGGUCAAGUACCCAGUAUCGGAAAUUAUUGUUAUUCAUAAAGAUCAAAAGUGUUUGGAUGCUAUUAAGAGUUUGGAAGAUUUCAUUCUGAGCGAAUUGAAUGUACGCAAAUUGACUUUGAGUUCGGAUAAGGAGAAGUAUGGUGUAACAUUGAGAGCAGAACCAGAUCACAAGACUUUGGGUCAACGUUUGAAGGGUAACUUCAAAUCAGUUAUGGCUGCCAUUAAAGCCUUAAAGGAUGAAGAAAUUCAAAAGUAUUUGGCCCAAGGUUAUUUCGAAAUCGAAGGUCAACGCAUUGAAUUGGAAGAAGUACGUGUUAUUUACUGCAUUUCCGGACAAGUUGGUUCAAACUUUGAGGCUCACAGUGACAAUGAGGUUUUGGUACUCAUGGAUAUGACACCCAAUGAAGAAUUACUCGAAGAAGGUUUGGCACGUGAAGUUAUAAAUCGUGUACAAAAACUGAAAAAGAAAGCUCAACUCAUACCCACCGAUCCCGUUUUGAUUUACUACGAAUUGAAUGCUUCUGCUCAAAAGAAAACCGAAGCCGAACAAAUACUUAAGGUUAUGAACAAUUAUCACUCAAUGAUAAAAACCGCCAUUAAAUCAGAAUUUGGCAAAUAUGAUGCUGCUGAAGCAGGCAAGAAGCGUGUUAUAAUUAGUGAAACGGUGGAUCUUAAGGGUAUUGAUCUUAAACUUACCAUCUGUUCAACGGAAGAGGUACAAUUGCCUGUCCUUAAGUGGGUUAAUGUGGCCUUGGCCUCAGAUCUUACACCUCGUUUUGGCAGAUCGAACAAGGCUUCUUUGUUAUUGGAAAGCUCCAGCAACAAACAACUAUUAAGCCUAGAGCAAUUGAAACAAGAAAUUGAAAAUCUAUUUGGUGUUUAUGGUCUCAACUACAAUAUUUACCUGUUAAAUCAACAGAAAGCCACAGAACUUACUCAAAUCGAUAAUUCCCUUAAUGGUAAACUAUUAGUGGUCUCCCGUACAGCCGAUGAUGCCGCUAAAUUCCCUCAAGAUGCUGCUUCAAAUAUGCCCUAUUGCAAAUUUGUCAACAAAUCUGGUUCGACUGUAUUCACUGAAAAUCCUUUGGGUUUUUCAUUAGCCGCAUAAAAGACUCUUUUUUUUUUAAACUCCAUAACUUAUCUUUGAUCACAAUAUUUUUAGCAAGUGGUUUUUUUCGUGUAGUUUAAUAUUUAUUUCCUUUUUUUUCCUUUUUUUAAUACUUAAAUUUUUUUAUUAUAAAAUGAAGUUCGAUUUAACAAUUAUAUGGUAUACGCUCUUUUUUUCGUAUUUUUCCUUAUUUAUUUAAAUUUUUUCGCUAAAUACUUAAUUUUUUUUUCAUUAAAUGAAUGAAUAUUAUUUAAAUGAAAUGUAUUUUAGAAUAAUCUCAAAGAUUGUAUUAAAAGUAAUUAAAAUAUUGUUUUAAAAUAAUACUGCGAAAUGAAUAAAUAAAUGGUUUAUAAUUUUAAAAUGU
Molecule: messenger RNA, 4173 nt
Organism: Lucilia sericata (common green bottle fly)
Lineage: Eukaryota; Metazoa; Arthropoda; Insecta; Diptera; Calliphoridae
Gene: IleRS
Product: isoleucine--tRNA ligase, cytoplasmic
Exons: 6
Coding region: 114-3809 (1231 amino acids)
Biological process (GO): isoleucyl-tRNA aminoacylation
Molecular function (GO): tRNA binding; isoleucine-tRNA ligase activity; ATP binding
Source: RefSeq, a predicted model, not a curated record